Messenger RNA from Iphiclides podalirius (scarce swallowtail), 357 nucleotides. Lineage: Eukaryota; Metazoa; Arthropoda; Insecta; Lepidoptera; Papilionidae. The record is from the annotation of a GenBank genome assembly.
AUGCGAACGAACCUGGAACUUUUAAGACACGACCCUCAAAACUCAGCGAGGGGGAUCGGGAAGAAGGCGAAACAACUUUCCAACACGGGGGAACAACAAACAACACAGCACUUAACGUUACAGCACAGGAUACCCUUUCGAGUUCCGGGCAGAACUUUAUUCGCGAGCCGUAAGCUGAAAGUUUUACGCGUCGCGUGCCGUUUCAGGAGCGAGAAAGCGUACGCCCCGUUUCAGCGACUCUUCAGCACUGAAGCCGGCGGGCGAACGCAUGCGUCUGUCGACGCGGCAUUUGCUCUGUGCCGGCUUCGCUCGGACUCUGUGCGGGCCAGAUACGGAGGCUGCGAGGCAACUGGCCAC